Nasonia vitripennis (jewel wasp) is the source of this 3659-nucleotide messenger RNA. It is a transcript of the gene Usp16-45, whose product is annotated as ubiquitin carboxyl-terminal hydrolase 16. Lineage: Eukaryota; Metazoa; Arthropoda; Insecta; Hymenoptera; Pteromalidae. Bases 374 to 3127 code for a protein of 917 amino acids. Gene Ontology annotation, cellular component: cytosol; nucleus. The record is from RefSeq and is a predicted model, not a curated record. Gene Ontology annotation, molecular function: cysteine-type endopeptidase activity; zinc ion binding; cysteine-type deubiquitinase activity. The transcript is spliced from 13 exons. Gene Ontology annotation, biological process: protein deubiquitination.
AUAUACCACAUGUAAUUCAUGUAUAUGUAUAGUCGUGCAAGAUACAGGCGACGUCGCUAAAACGCGAGCCCGAGCCAUGAGGUCGCACGAUGAGUGAUUUGCCAUUUAACAUUUCCUCCGUUUCUGAAACUUCAUCAUUUCGCCCUAUCGACGACUGUGCCAUCAGUGUUUCGCUUUCGCCUCGCCUUUGGCCGUCCAACAGUCCGCAAGAGUUCACCUGAUACUCCCGUCUGUCCUUACCUACGCACCUAUUCUCCGUCGACGAAAAGAAAGCAGCCUUCGCGAACAAAAACAAUGCGCUAGCGGACUUUUGUUCGUUUUGUCAUUCUGAGGAUAUUUGAAUAAUCGACGUUGGGCUCGCGAGUCUAUCAUCAUGGGGAAGAAGCGCAGACAGCACGACAACAAUGUCGACGGCAGCGAGGAUUCAACCGAGUCAGGAGAUGGAUACAACAGCAAAGGACCAACAUGUGCACACUUUAUGCAAGCUCAGAAUGUGCUUAACUUGAGGAAAGCCGUGAAAGACAAGAAAAUGAACAACAAGUGCUUCGAUUGUCAAAAGGCUGGCGUUGACAUGAUCACGGACAAUGAAGAUGAGCUUUCUAACGAGCCACCGCUGUUGUGGAUUUGUCUGCAAUGUGGACACGUUGCAUGCGGACGAGAUAAGAAGAGCCAUGCCAUAGAACAUCAUGAAACUCCCAGAAAUGGAGUUCAUUGCGUAGUCAUGGAUACUCAGAGAUGGAGCGUUUGGUGCUACAAAUGUGAUGAUACUGUUAAUAAUAGUAGUCCUAAACAUAAAAGGAAACUCGAUGAGAUUACAGACUUAUUGAAAAAAUGGGCGAACAAGCCUGCACCAACGCAGCCAAAACCUCAUAUAACCAUGUGCCAAAAUGAAACAUCAACCAUGGACAAUGAGAAGAAAAAAAUUUUAAACAAUCUUCCCAAAGUUGGUGGAUUAGUGAAUUUAGGAAAUACGUGCUUUUUUAAUGCUGUAUUACAAUGUCUGGCACAGACACCUUAUUUAAUUAAAGUUUUGGAUGAUUUACAAGAGCCGGGACAAAAGUUUGUAUUACCUGGUGGAAAGUUAAAGGUAGCAGAUGAGGAAGAAAUUGAAUUGCCACCCAUUGAAGGAGUUUUGGAAGAAAGUGGUAAUUUUACUCCAGUUCUGCGCAAAACUUUGUCAGACAUGCAGAAUUCUGAUGGUCAAGUUUAUAAGCCGGCUGAAUUAUUGAAUUCUUUGAGAAAAAAAACUAUGGCAUGUACUGAUGGAGGUCAACAUGAUUCACACGAACUUCUAAGGCAUUUAUUAGAACUUGUUCGCAAUGAGGAUGUCAGGAGAUAUCAAAAAGUUAUUUUGGAAGAAGUUGGCUUAAGUGGAAAAACAAAACCACAGUGCGUAGAUGAGAAUCUGAAGUCUCGCGUGAAAUUUUACGGCAAUCAAGCUAAUGCUAAACUAUUGGGUCCAGAAAGAGUUUUUAGAGGAGAACUGGUUUCAACUUUAAACUGCUUAGAAUGCCACCAUUCUUCGAUAAGGACUGAACCCUUUUUAGAUCUUAGUUUGCCCAUAUUGAUAGAGAAACCACUGCCUCCUAUUCUAAAAAGGAAGAACAGUAGUUAUGAGAAUUCUGUUGAUGCAAUGGGUAACAAUGUUUCUAAUACUCCUACCAAGCAUGAAUCGAAGAAAGCGUUCAGGCAGGCUAGUAAAGCAAAUCAUAGAUCAAAUAGAAUAAAAAGUAGGGACAGUUAUUGCUCGCCAAACACCAAUCGUAUAUCCGAAGAAAAGAAAGGAUAUGUAGCUGAAUCUGAAGAAAGUGACGCGGAUGUAGAAGAUAACAUUGAAAAUGAAGAUGCUUCCGCUCCAGAAAUCGGCGAGUCAGGCUAUAGUUCUGAGAAACCAUCUGCUGUAACAAGCCCUGUAUCAUUAGCAGAUCUUAGAACUACAGAUCGAAACGACUCGCUUGAUAUGAAUGUUUCUUCUAUUGAAAUCGAUGUGACAUCCUGCAGCUUUGAUUACACGUCACUGGCCAACGAUAAUAACACUAAUUUCAAUAAUUCGCAAAGCCCUGAUGACGUUCCAAUGUUAGAUAUCACAGAAAAUAGAAAGAACGAUACAAUGGGAUUAUCUCUUUCAAACUCGUUGAUCGCUCAUCCUGAUUGGACUAGCCCCGAAGUUCCAACGAUUAGUCCAUUGAGUAGCCCACUGACAUCGAAAGAUAGUCCUACAAGCCCAAUUUCUAGCGCUGUUGAUGGAGACGACAAUGAAAAAGUAAGUAAAUUGGUUUUAAGACUCGAUAACAACACCGAGAAACAGGAGUCGAGUGAUAAGGAAGACUCUACGAACAAAGCGAGUACCGAGUUGGCAGACGAUAUUUCGACGAGUAACAAGGGAAACAAUACAUCGAAAAAGCUGUCGAAUGGCAUUGGCGACCUAAUGUCGAAUAUAACUAAAUUAGAUUUAUCGAGUCCAUUCGAUUCCCCCACUAGAUAUCCCACGAAAGACGGAGAAUGUUCUGUCCAGGUGUAUCUUAAUCAAUUCACAGAGCGCGAGUUAAUGAGCGGGAAUAAUAAAGUAGGAUGCACUGCUUGCACCGAAAGAGAAAAUAAGGGAAAAAAGGAGGGCGUAAAAAUGGUUUGCACAGAUAGUACCAAGCAGUAUCUCAUCUCUCGUGUACCAGCAGUUCUUAUUCUGCACUUGAAAAGAUUUCAAGUACAAAAGUUUAGUUUUCGUAAAGUUGGGAAACAUGUUAGUUUUCCAAUGCUCUUAGAUUUGGCACCAGUUAGCAAAGACUAUACUAAACGUAGGAUAUACGCAUUAUACGGUGUUGUGGAGCACAGUGGCACUUUAUACGGCGGACACUAUAUCGCCUACGUCAAGUCGAGAGCACCGUUAAAACCUAACGAUCCACGGUGGUCCUUUUUACCAACUAGGGACAGCUUUGAGAAUAAAGAAUCAUCGAGCGAGUCCAACUCUGAAUUAGAAAGCGAUGAAACGUCAGAGAACAAGACUCCCCAAGUUGAACCACCACCUGGUCGGUGGUAUUACGUAUCCGAUUCAAGGGUUCACGAAGUAGACGAGAAAACCGUUUUAGGUAGCGAAGCUUACUUGUUAUUUUACGAAAGAAUAUUAUAAAUAAAUUUCUUAAUGCAUGAUGGUAAUAAAGGCCAAUUAUGGAUUUGCCAGCGUCCACGGUGGAUUAUCAUGUAAGCUGUGUUAUAGUGCAUAUUUUCUCUCAAAACUCUAAAAAAAAAAAUACUAACUUUGCUGCACAUCUCGUCAAAAGCAUCAGAAUUGUAUGGGUCAAUAUUAAAGUGGUUUUAUUAAAUCGAUUUUAUGAUAGUUAAGAUGCAUGAUUUGUAAUUAAUUUUCAAUACAUUCAAUUUUAUCAACGUUAUAAGUUUACUCAGGGUACAGAUACGCAUAAUGAAUUUUGACAACAUACAGGUUCUCGGUUCGUUUAAAAGCAUGCAUAAAGUUUAAGAAAACAAAAUCGAAACUGUAUGCGUGUUGUAAUGAAAUUGCAAAAACUUGGGCUUAAAAUGCUCUAUAUCGCAAAUCUUUAAGAUACGCGGUUACUACUCGUCUUGCAUUUUAAUGCAUUUGCAGAAUAAAAUUAUUGAUAAUUUGUAAUAUUAUAUCGAUUAAUAAAAGCUGUUUAAAAAAA